Molecule: messenger RNA, 5529 nt
Organism: Sapajus apella (tufted capuchin)
Lineage: Eukaryota; Metazoa; Chordata; Mammalia; Primates; Cebidae
Gene: LINGO4
Product: leucine rich repeat and Ig domain containing 4
Exons: 2
Coding region: 1306-3087 (593 amino acids)
Molecular function (GO): protein binding
Source: RefSeq, a predicted model, not a curated record
AACUCCCCCAGACAUUUCCAUGGUGCUCCUGUCCACUGAUCUUGGGCCUGGGGUGAUCCAAACACCACCCCAGCUCCAGCUGUCUUCUAUCAUUAGAAGCCCCAAGAGAAGCAGAGGUGGCUGGCACUGGUCAGUCAGAAGGCAAGGACAGACCCCGGAGGACUUUCCUGGCCUACCCACUGGCCCUGCCCUUGUUGCAGAGAAGGAAGCAGAUGUAAUCACAGCACCCCGUCAUGGGACACCGCUGACUCCAGCAUGGAGGACACCAGGGAUCGGGGCCCGGGCCUGUUUCCCCAGCUGUGAUCUUGCCCAGAACCUCUCUUGGCUUCAUAAACAGCUGUGAACCCUCCCCUGGGGGAUACACAGCAAUGAUGGGUGGUCAUGGGGUUGGGGGGUGGGGGGUGGGAUUGUUUCCUCUCAGGGGAUGGGUUCAUCUGAGUAAACAUAAACCUCAACUUGUGCCAUUCUUUGUAAAAUGAUUUUAAAGGCAAGAGGUGUGUGUGUUGGGGGUGUCGGGGGGAAUCCUUAAAUUAGAUCACCUGCAUACCUGCUCUCCAGUCUCAUUCCUCCAGCCAGACCCAGGUUUCCAGCUCAGCAAUCCCUCAGCAUUAUACAGAUCCAAUCCACCCUCACCGCACCUCUGCAGUUUCUCCCCAGGUGGAGCAGUUCCCCAGUGAGGAACCCCCACUGUAGGAGCCUCAAACUGAGCUCCACAGGAGAUGCUGUAGACUGAGAACGCUCCACAGAUGAUCCCCACAGGGAACAUUUAGAUUUAUAGAUUGCACAGAAUUGCUCCACAUCUGGGAGGCCAAAAGACAAUCCUCUGGAAGGUGGCUGGCCUAAGCUCCCCAGGGGGGAUCAGGAUGUCAGAGAGAUCCUCUAGAGGCUGCCGCUCUUGCCAUUGCCUGACCCCUCCCUGGCACCAGAGCCUGCCCCUUAGAUCCCUCCCCUGCCACUCGCCAGCCCGUAGUGGUGCUUGCUGCAGCCCUCCCUGGUUGCUUUAUUUAUUUAUUUUGCACCAACAGGGUUGCUGCAGACUCAUUCUCGCCUGGUUUAAAAAGAGAGAGAGGAAAAAAAAAAAAAGGAGAAAUGCUUUCUGGCUCUUUUCUCCACCUCAGUCUUGGCAGCAGCGGCCGCAGCAGCAGCAGCGGCAGGCAGCAGGCGGCUGGCGGGCAGCGGGCGUGAGGCACGCGGGGAAGGUGCAGGGGCCUGAGGUGCAGCUCUAAUGGGACAGGGCCCCCAGCGCUGGACAGAUGCAGUGCCCAACUUGAUGCCACCCUCCAGCUUCUCCGGACUGAAGACGGAAUGGGUACGGCCACAGCUCCAAAGCCAGCCUGGCCCCCAUGGCCCCAGCUCCUUUUCCUCCUCCUCCUGCCCGGAGGGAGCCAUGGCAGCUGCCCUGCUGUGUGCGACUGCACCUCCCAGCCCCAGGCUGUGCUCUGUGGCCACAGGCAACUGGAGGCUGUACCUGGAGGACUCCCACCGGACACUGUGCUCCUGGACCUGAGUGGGAACCGCCUGUGGGGGCUCCAGCGGGGAAUGCUCUCCCGCCUGAGCCUGCUCCAGGAACUGGACCUCAGCUACAACCAGCUUUCCACCCUUGAGCCUGGGGCCUUCCAUGGCCUGCAGAGCCUACUCACCCUGAGGCUGCAGGGCAAUCGGCUCAGAAUCAUGGGGCCUGGUGUCUUCUCAGGCCUCUCUGCCCUUACCCUGCUGGACCUCCGCCUCAAUCAAAUUGUCCUCUUCCUAGAUGGAGCUUUUGGGGAGCUAGGCAGCCUCCAGCAGCUGGAGGUUGGGGACAACCACCUGGUAUUUGUGGCUCCGGGGGCCUUUGCAGGGCUGGCCAAGCUGAGCACCCUCACCCUGGAGCGCUGCAACCUCAGCACAGUGCCUGGCCUAGCCCUCGCCCGUCUCCCGGCACUAGUUGCCCUAAGACUUCGAGAACUGGACAUUGGGAGGCUGCCAGCUGGGGCACUGAGGGGACUGGGGCAGCUCAAGGAGCUGGAGAUCCACCACUGGCCGUCUCUGGAGGCUCUGGACCCUGGGAGCUUAGUUGGGCUCAAUCUCAGCAGCCUGGCCAUCACUCGCUGCAAUCUGAGCUCGGUGCCUUUCCAAGCACUGCACCACCUGAGCUUCCUCAGGGUCCUGGAUCUGUCUCAGAAUCCCAUCUCAGCCAUCCCAGCCCGCAGGCUCAGUCCCCUCGUGCGGCUCCAGGAGCUACGCCUGUCAGGGGCGUGCCUCACCUCCAUUGCCGCCCAGGCCUUCCACGGCUUGACCGCCUUCCACCUCCUGGAUGUGGCAGAUAACGCCCUUCAGACACUAGAGGAAACAGCCUUCCCUUCUCCAGACAAACUGGUCACCCUGAGGCUGUCUGGCAACCCCCUGACCUGUGACUGCCGCCUCCUCUGGCUGCUCCGGCUCCGCCGCCGCCUGGACUUUGGCACGUCCCCGCCUGCCUGUGCUGGCCCCCAGCAUGUCCAAGGGAAGAGCCUGAGGGAUUUUUCGGACAUCCUGCCUCCGGGGCACUUCACCUGCAAACCAGCCCUGAUCCGAAAGUCGGGGCCUCGAUGGGUCAUUGCAGAGGAGGGUGGGCAUGCGGUUUUCUCCUGCUCUGGAGAUGGAGACCCAGCUCCCACUGUCUCCUGGAUGAGGCCUCACGGGGCUUGGCUGGGCAGGGCUGGGAGAAUCAGGGUCCUGGAGGAUGGGACACUGGAGAUCCGCUCAGUGCAGCUGCGGGACAGGGGGCCCUAUGUCUGUGUGGUCAGCAAUGUCGCUGGGAAUGACUCCCUGAGGACCUGGCUGGAAGUCAUCCAGGUGGAACCAGCAAACGGCUCGCUCUCUGACCCCAACAUCACCGUGCCAGGAAUCCCAGGGCCUUUUUUUCUGGAUAGCAGAGGUGUGGUCAUGGUGCUAGCAGUUGGCUUCCUCCCCUUCCUUACCUCAGUGACCCUCUGCUUUGGCCUGAUUGCACUUUGGAGCAAGGGCAAGGGCCGGGUCAAACAUCAUGUGACCUUUGACUUUGUGGCACCUCGGCCCUCUGGGGAUAAAAACUCUGGGGGUAACCGGGUCACUGCCAAGCUCUUCUGACCCUUCCUUCCCCAGUGGGGAGCCCACCCAGUCUGCUUCAGAUACCAAAGGGGAUGACAGAACCAAGGCUGCUUGGACCACAACUGAAUCCAGAGCAGCACCGCCCUCCCGCCCCUCCCGCCUGCCUUCUGCCAGUAACUAGCAAUGCCUCCUGCUAGACAGUCUGCUUCCCGAGCCUUUCCGGCCUGAGGAUGGCAUUGCCGUUUCUUCACUGAGGGUCCCAGGGAGCUGCAGAUGCAGACCCCGUCGUUACUCCAGCCCCCACUUCGUCCCCCCGCCACGCACAAUACAGGAAACAGAACCAAAGCUCUAGUCUGCUCAUCCAACCACUUGGCUUUCUUCACACACGCUUAUAUCCUUUAAUAACCAGCACCAACCGCCGGCCACAGCUCUCAGAUUAUUUCAGAGGUGGGGCUGGGAAGUGCCACUUGCUCCUUGGAGUCUCCAUUUGUCAACCAGGCAGAAUCCCUUUCUUUUCUGCUCCCCACCGCAAACCUGCCCCUAGGUGCAGGAAUAAGAGGCAAGGAGCCCGAGGCUACAGAAAGGAGGAGGUGUCCCUACAGAGGGACACAAUGUGUGAUGGGGAGGACAGGCCACACGCUGCACUGAGUCUGCAUAAGCCUCCACCACCCACCUCUGUCUCCCAGAUCAUUAAAUCUGCUGCCAAAGGCCCACAACAGUAGCUGCCAAAACUAAUGUCAUCUCUGGCGUUUUCUUGACUUCAGUCUGUUUCCUACCUUCAUGUCUGGUGUAUCUCCCCCUCCUUCUCUUCCUGCUUCCCAUUGAUCCUGUGUCCCAGUGGCCUUGCCUCCAUCUAACCUGCCUGACAAACAGGGUAAGGAGUGCCCUCCCACCUCCAUUCUCCUCACCCCCCAGCACCCCACCACCAUGCCUGGAGGGAUCAGCACUCCCAGCCCCGGUUUCAGCCUCAAUCCUUUACCUUUCACUCCCCAACUCUGGAAGUGGAAAAGGAGCGGUCCUCCACCUUCCCGGGGAUCCCCACAUAGAAAUUCCACCUGGGACACCCAGCUGCUGCCCCUCUUUGCCAUUUCUCCAUGGGAGCCCCCCAUCAUUUUUGUGUCACAGAUCCCUAGUGCCUUUGGGGGAAAGUCAGAACUCCAAGUUAAUGACUGACAAAUGCAAGAAUCCUGCAGUUGUCAAAGGAGAGAGACCCAGGACACUGCAGAGACAAGGCUUGGAGGAACAGGGAGGAGGGCACAGCAGGCUGUAGUGAGAAGCGGUGGGAAGCGGGAGCAGCAGUAACUGCCUGUCUAGUUAAUUUCCACCAUCCUUCUGCAGCUUCCUCCGGUUCUGUGCUUCCCGAGGUGGGAAGCUCUCUCCGGGUAGAGGUCAGUGACUUACAGAGACCCCCAGACGGGGAGGUGGAGUGGGAGGUGAAAGUGCUGAGUACCACUGGCUGGGCUUUAAAUAGAGGGCAAAAAAGAGCUUAAAAAGAAGUAGAGAUGCUGGCAGCUCAAGGGACAGAGCAACAGCCUCAGCAUCGCUGGGAGGGAGGAGUCACAGGGAGAGGAGAUGAGUGGGAGGAGGGACUGAAAAGGGAAGAAUCACGUGGCCCCAGGGAACCUUUCUCCGCAGCAGCAUCUGCCCAGCGUCCUUAGUUUCCUCCUACCCAUCCCUACACCAAACCAGAUGCAAGCAUUGUGAGCUUUCUGGUUGAUUCCUGCUGCUGUUGUCCUUGCUCUGAGGAGACUCCACUCAUUAGAUUCUCAGCCCAAACUGCCCGAUAGGUGAGACACUCAGUGCCACUGAGGAGGUGAAGCUGGACUUCACAGGCAGGCCACUCUUUAGUGAGACAGAGAUAGGAAUAUGUGGGUAGGACCAGAGGUGAAUAUGAGAACCGGGCAGACAGGAGAGUAAGGCUGGAGAAAGUGACCUGCUUGAGAAAUGAGUUUCCCUGAGCCUGCAACCUCCCCACCCACCAUGCACGCACAACCCAGUUAGCAUCCCAGCAGCUUCGCCUUCUCCAGUUUAUAAUGUACCAGAGAGGUUUUUGGGGGCACAGCCCUCCCCCUCCUCACCAUAACCUCCCACCAGCAGCUUAUUAGGUUGGGACUUGGGACUCAGACGCUAAAGGUUCCCACUCUCGCUGCCCUCUCUGCAAUGCGGAAGCAGCAAUGCCGUUCAGAGAAAUCUUCUCUGGGAAGCCCCUGCCGCAGUGAGGAACAGAUGACUGUCUGGCGCUGGGACAUGCUGCUGCCCAAAGUCUCUGGAGUCUCAAAGUCUCCAGAGCAGCGUUAUCCAGCAGACAUAGAAUCCAAGUCACCUAUGUAAUUUCAAGUUUUCUAGUAGCUACUACAUUAAAAAAUCAAAAUGAAACAGAUACAUUUAAUUUCAAUACUUAUUUAACCCAAUGUACCCAAACUAUUAUCAUUUCAAUAUAUUAUCAAUAUAAAAUCAAUCACAAAAUAUUUAACACUUUUU